GGGAAGCUCGGGACUCGUCUCCACAUUGAUACGUAGCAUACCUACGAUAUCACAACUGACUCAGACAACAGCGUACCUUCGCCUCUAUCGGGAAACGAAGCCUAGAAAUUGCUUAAUAAUCUAGCAGCUGUCCAUAUCCACAUAUUGUAAUAUAUCGGGUUCCUAUUUCAUCUCAGUAUGGGUGCCUUCUUCGAAACUAUCCCAACCUCUCUCAUCAAGUGGAUUCUUGAUCAGAAGAUCUUCUGGGUAUCAACAGCACCGUUAUCGGGGAAAGGUCACGUUAAUGUCUCGCCAAAGGGCGGACAAGCCUUCGGUGUCCCCGACGAGAAGACGUUUUGGUAUCUCGAUAUGACGGGCUCCGGAAACGAGACUAUCUCGCAUCUUCUGGAGCCGGGCAACGGCCGCGUCACUAUUCUCUUUAACGCCUUCGAGGGCCCGCCGCGCAUAUUGAGGCUCUGGGGUAAAGGGCGGGUACUGGAAAGCGGGUCUCCCGAAUUCGACGACAUCGUGCAGCGGGAGGACAUCGAGAUAAUCCCGGGCAUACGCUCCGUCAUCGUGGUCGAUAUCCACCAGGUUGGUACCUCCUGCGGAUAUAGCGUGCCCCUGUACGACUUCAAGGAGUUCCGCACGACGCUCUACGACUUCUUUAGGCGCAAGGAGGAGAAAUAUCUCGCCGGAAACGAGAAGGAGAGCAUGGACCGUUACUGGGCCCAGAAGAACGCGUGGAGCAUGGAUGGCCUGCCGGGCAUGCAGAGAGGGCUCGAAGCCGGGCGUCUUUACGCCAUUAAACCGGUGAAGAAGAUGGUUGGACCGCUAGCCCCUAAGAAUGGGGCUAAUUUAAGCCUUUGGCGGAGCGGCUUUCAUGUGGAACAUUUCGUUAUCAUCGUUCUAGCUCUCUUGCUUGCUAUCGCGCUGGCUACACAUCCUGCUCUUCAGCAUCAGGCUCAGACACGAAUAUUCAAGGCGGUGCCAGGAGCACUUCCAAGUUCUGUCCGAUUCCGAGAUUGAUACUGCUCACAGGUCUAUCCCCCCAUCGUUAGUAAGAAUACUUGAGGGUUUAUAGCGCAAGACAAGUGGCUUGUGUGAUACCAGAUUGGCCGCAUAGACAUAUUCUAGGAAUUCUGUUGGUCAUUGAGAUAUUGGUAUUGGUUGCGGUGAAGCUGAUGC
Molecule: messenger RNA, 1167 nt
Organism: Annulohypoxylon truncatum
Lineage: Eukaryota; Fungi; Ascomycota; Sordariomycetes; Xylariales; Hypoxylaceae
Exons: 3
Coding region: 178-1008 (276 amino acids)
Source: RefSeq, a predicted model, not a curated record